Messenger RNA from Anarrhichthys ocellatus (wolf-eel), 6493 nucleotides. RefSeq names its product mitogen-activated protein kinase kinase kinase 21 (gene map3k21). Gene Ontology annotation, biological process: protein phosphorylation. The transcript has 10 exons. The record is from RefSeq and is a predicted model, not a curated record. The coding region runs from base 957 to 4067 and encodes 1036 amino acids. Gene Ontology annotation, molecular function: JUN kinase kinase kinase activity; ATP binding; protein binding. Lineage: Eukaryota; Metazoa; Chordata; Actinopteri; Perciformes; Anarhichadidae.
UCCCGCAGGUCCUUCUCACAGCUCACUGCUGGGUCCGACUUCGACUGGAGAGAGCGGCGAUGGGGGUGUUGUUUUGAUUAAAGUUGACCGAUUUUGUAAUAGUUUUUUUUACUCCCGCAUUCUUACGUUGGAACUCCAGGAUGUUUGACGUGCUUUCUGAGUGUUCAACCGUCGGCUUUUUCGUCUCGUCCACGAAGGAGAAACUCACUUGGGAAUGACCGAUCUCAAACUGGAAAAAAAGAAGCAACUUUUCUGCCUUACUAGUCAGUAGGCUGACCUAUGCUAAGCUAACCAGCUAGCCAAUGCAGUAGAACAUUCCACGUUAAAAGUCCCACAGGCGUGAAAGUAAACCUAACGUCUCGGGAUUUGGUGACUAGAUGAGCGUUACGCGUGUCUUCGUAAGAGAAACCUGUCCCUCGGAGUCUCACUUUACCCGGUCGUCGGAGUGGACCGUGCAGGUGCAUCUCUUUGCGGCACCUGCGGGAAACUUGGUUGGAGAGCUAACUUUAGCUUGCUCGUAUUAGCAUAAAGCAGAAGGACUAUGUUGUGGACCAGUUUCUCUCUCGUGGCAGAGAAUUUUUUGAGAUAUAUAUGAAGUGUUAGUUUAAAAACUGCGUGUUGCUAUUUAACCGUGAACCCAUAGAGUGGUGACAUUAGCUUUAAAAAAAGUAUUUUUGGCUAACAGUAGCCAGCAAACCUCGCUAGCGAGUAAUUGACCCUCAUCCACUUGUACCGGAGUGGCGACUUGGAUAACGUUGCAGGUCGUGGACGCUCUCUCGCGCUCCCACGGGACUUUGGACACGGACGGUUUUGGUCCCUUCGCGUGGGGCUGCGCGCAGGGAAUGCCCCUCUGUUGGCGUGACAGCAUGAGGAUUUCAAACAAGUUUUAAAGUUCUUCAUUUUGUUCUAAAAAAGCUCUGCUGCACCCUAUAUGGUGCCGCUACGGCCACCGAGAAAUGGAUGUCUCGCAGGCCGCUUUCCCAAACGGUGAAGGGCGGCCGUGCGUCUGGACAGACUCCCCCACAGCUCGGACAGACUCUCCCACAGCUCGGACAGACUCUCCCACAGCUCGGCCGUGUGCUCACUCUGCUCCGUUGUGCCCCACUCGGUCUCUGUGGACAGCCGCGUAUGACUACGAGGCCAGUGGCGAGGAUGAGCUCAGCCUCAGGCGAGGGGACGUGGUGGAGGUGCUGUCCAAAGACGCAACGAUCUCCGGGGACGAGGGAUGGUGGACGGGUAAAAUCAACCACCGGGUCGGGAUUUUCCCCUCGAACUAUGUCACCUACCAGCCCGCUAUUUACCGUCUCCCUGCCACGAGUGGGUCUGCGGGGGCACGAGAGCACGUCCCGACCCCCCCUUCGCAGAUUCCCUUCAGUGAACUGGUGCUAGAGGAGAUCAUAGGCGUGGGUGGAUUUGGCAAAGUGUAUCGGGGCACAUGGAAAGAUCAAGAGGUAGCCGUGAAGGCUGCUCGGCAAGACCCGGACGAGGACAUAACAGCCACCGCCGGCGGUGUUAAACAAGAAGCGAAACUUUUCUCCAUGCUGCAGCACCCAAACAUUAUCAAACUGGAGGGAGUGUGUCUGGAGGAGCCCAACCUGUGCCUGGUCAUGGAGUACGCCCGAGGCGGGACACUGAACCGGGCGUUGACCGGAAGGCGCAUCCCUCCACACAUCCUGGUCAACUGGGCCGUGCAGAUUGCACGCGGGAUGCUCUAUCUGCACGAGGAGGCCGUGGUACCCAUUAUCCACCGUGACCUGAAGUCUAGCAACAUUUUAUUACUUGAAACGAUUGAGAAUGACGACAUCGGGAAGAAGACCUUGAAGAUCACAGAUUUCGGCCUGGCCAGGGAGUGGCACAACACCACAAAAAUGUCAGCUGCAGGCACCUAUUCCUGGAUGGCCCCCGAGGUGAUCAAGUCGUCUCUCUUCUCCAAAGGCAGCGACGUCUGGAGCUAUGGAGUCUUGCUGUGGGAGCUGUUAACAGGGGAGGUGCCGUAUCGUGGGAUAGACGGCCUGGCUGUUGCUUACGGCGUGGCAGUCAACAAGUUAACUCUACCGAUCCCCUCGACGUGCCCCGAACCCUUCGCCAAGCUCAUGGAAGAGUGCUGGGACCAGGACCCCCACGUGCGUCCCUCCUUCUCCUGCAUCCUGGAGCAGCUGUCGGCCAUCGAGGAGGCGGUGAUGGCCACCAUGCCCCAGGACUCUUUCCACAGCAUGCAGGACGACUGGCGCGUGGAGAUCCAGGAGAUGUUUGAUGAGCUCAGGACCAAAGAGAAGGAGCUACGUUCCAGAGAGGAGGAGCUGACUCGGGCCACCGUCCAGCAGAAGUCUCAGGAGGAGCUUCUGAAGCGUCGGGAGCAGCAGCUGGCAGAGCGGGAGAUCAACGUGCUGGAGAGAGAGCUCAACAUCCUCAUCUUCCAGCUCAACAAAGACAAGCCCAACGUGAAGAAGAGGAAAGGCAAAUUCAAGCGUUCCCGCCUCAAACUGAAGGAUGGAAACCGCAUCAGCCUGCCCUCAGACUUCCAGCAUAAGAUCACCGUGCAGGCGUCGCCUUCCAUGGACAAGAGGCGAAGCCUUCACAGCACCAGCUCCUCUCCUCCCAGCAGCCCCACACUCAUCCCCCGGCUACGAGCCAUCCAGCUUACCCAAGAUGAGAGCAACCGCACAUGGGGCCGUAGCACCCUCUUCAGGCCAGAAGAGUUUGAAGACGUGAAAAAGGGAAUCAAGAAGAAAGGAAGAACCUGGGGUCCCAGUUCAGUACAGAGCAAAGAAAGACCUGCUGCUGCUGAGAGAGUGCGUCCUCUGUCAGACGGCAGUAACCCCUGGUCCACCAGCCUGGUCAAAUCCCAAAAGUCUGUCCCCCUCUCUGCCCUGUUUGCUGAACAAACGGGGGCCGGUAAAGACGAGGCGUUCUCCCAGGAAUGUCCCGACAGCAGCUCCAAGCCAAAGCAGCUCAAGUUCCCCAACCAGGUGUACAUCGAUCUACCUCUGUGGAGGGACGAGCAGCAGCCUCAGAGCCCCGCUGGGCAUUGUGGGUCGGGAGAUUCUGGGGUUGGGGCAGCAGGUCAGGGUGGCCCAGCAGAGACCCCAGAAGACACCACCACAUCCACCUCGUCCACCUCCACCACCCCACAGGGCACCCCCACCAACAGCCUGAAGCGGACGUCGGCUCGCCGCAAGACCGACUCCGUGCUGUACGGCUGCGGCUCGUUGCUGGCUUCCGUUGUGCUCGGUUAUGACAUUAGGGAGGCUCUCAAAAACUCGGCUCCUGGGGAGGAUUGCGAGCCCCAGCGCGAGGAGAAGGAAAAGAAGAAGAAGGAGGGCCUGUUUCAGCGAGCGACACGCUUCCGCCGCAGCACCUCGCCACCGGGUGGUCGCUCCCGCAAAGACGAGGCCUCAUCAAACCACACCGCCACCCAACCUGUCAAUCUCAUCUCCAUGUCGGCCAUUAUGGAGUGCAACUCCACCAAGUGUCUCUCGCAGUCUGAGGCGGACGCGUCACAGUCUAGGCCUGGGAAGGUUGAGCUCGCGGCCGCCAAUCAUCUCACGGAGUCGUCCAGACCCGGCGAAGCAGCUGCUACAGAAGGCCAGAAUAACACACAGACACCACCGCAAACCCAAAGCCAGCCAGCUGAGCAGAGCAACCACAACACAGGAACACGUCUACGCAGAAAGAAAUACACCACCAACCACAUUAUCAAUGGCCCACCCACUCUGCCUCCUCCAGCCUCACAGAAGAAGCAUGAAAAAGAGCAGGAUGGACUGUCGGAGAAGCCUUCUGGUGGGGAGGCCUUCUCCAGACCACGGCCAGUGUCGUUCCGGGCCAAGCCACAUACCUGGGCCCUGCUGCGAGGGCGCAACAAGAGCUACUCGCUGGGCCACUACUCCGGAGAGAAGACGGCCCAAAACCUAAGCGUGGUGCUGUCCUCGGACGUGGGGACGGGCUGCUCCCUACUGGACAUGGACACAGAGGGCCAGAAACGGGACUGCACUGUGCCGCUCUGCCGCAUUCAGAGCUCCCCGGGACGGACCUCCGUUUUUGAGCUGGAGAAAGAGUUUCUCUCUUAGGAGCCUUCAAAAAAAAAUGACCUGCUGUGGUCAUAGUUCAUCCCAUACAACCAAGAGUGUUUCUGAACAUUCAGACAGAAUAUUUGGCCUAAAACUCCUGGAGGGUUUAGAACCAGGCUGCCUUUUUUCCCCCCGUUUUUAAAAAAAUGUUCUAUAAUAUAGAACCCAGCUUUGCCUUAGUUCUAGAACAGUCUGAGACUUCAAGCAGACACACCUGUGUCAAAGGAGUCGUAGAAUGUGCGCCUUCAUCUCAAUUCAGUUCAGACCAAAGACUCGCGACGGGUUAAUGUGAAAUUCGCAAAUACUUGCAAUGCGCCAGUCUGCAAUAUUCUGAAAUCUGUGAGUUUACACCGAUGCGACUAAAACAGCGGGCACCUCGUGCCCAAGUGCAACAGAGAGCGGGAGGCCGCGGGCGCACUUGACUGCAAUCUAGUCGCGCUGCAGCGUUCAUGAGCCCGCGAUGUCCUUUUGUGCACACAGAGCAGAAACUAACCAUCGACUUGUGGAGGUAAAGAGAUACAAAUAAACUACCAGCUGCUGAUUCAGAAAGGAUGAACAUCUGAAACAUGAUGCAUCAGCAUUUGUUUGUUUUACAGUGUUACAGGUUUAAAUAACGUCGGUCAUAUGGGUCAUAUUGUUUAUCCUGCUGUCAUAAUAAUUCCAAUUAAGUUUCAGAUUUGUCAGCGGUUAAUUGUUAACAUUAAUACGCGCAUGCACGUAAGCUGUCGCGUGCAUUUACAGAUCCGACAGCCUUGAUUAGUUACUAGCUAUAAACUAGUUUUCCUGGUAAAUGUGAGAGAGUUGGCAGAGAGAAAGGAUACGAUGGAACCGACACGGCUGUUCCUCAAACAGCUUGAUGAGGUCAUCCCCUCUUUCCUCCGACCAACUGUUUGUAACCGAGUCGACCGGCUGACUUGACAGGCCGAGUCGUAUGCGACACUGUCAGCCGGCUUGAAUCGAGCUGAGACGGACACUCCUCGCCGCUGCAACAGUUUUGUCUCGUCGCAAAUCUUUGGUCUCGACUGUGACUUCCACGCUGCCUUGACUCGUACUAGAACCCACAUUUACAAACAUAGUUCUGAAACCUGAGCAGAGCACGCUGACUCAGCAGCUCUUCUUCUGGUCACUCGGAUGCUCGACCGGCCAUCUUUGUUCGCUCAGCUCUUCCUCCCUUUUCUUACCUUCUUCCUUUUUUCGUUCUGUCGGUGCAGCUAAACGUUGACCGCUGCUGCAGCUUUCGCAACACAAUACCCUCACCUUUUUAUUUAUAUAUAUAUUUUUAUAGGUAAUUUAAUAUGAAGAGACUUGACCUUACCUUUAGAAACCAGAAGGACGUACAUUCCAUGUCAGUUUCAAAGUUGUGCGAUCACGCUUUUAGAUUUUUUUGGACUUGAGAAUCAUGCAUGCAUGUACCCUUAAAAUGUUGAACGAAAGAAAACAAUGUCUUGUUUGUAAAUAUUUCUUUUUAUCCCAUCAUCAGCCUAAUGCUGACAGCGGUUUUGUAUUGCAUAUAUGCUGUUUUGUGACUGUUUGUAAAAGUGAGCGAUGCUGCAGUACCGUUUGUGUUCCAGGGACCGGUUACAUACUGGAUCGUAGCAGGGAUGCAAGUAUGUCUUCUCCCAGAAUGUCCUAAAGAUUUUAGAGAAGCAGGUAGAAAAGUACCUGCAGAGCAAACAUUCGUUUCACUUAACUGUUGAAAUGACUAUUGUACUCGUGUUUGAAAGUAUUUAUAGGGGUAUUUUGGGGGUUAAUAUUUCCUGUACUGCAGCCGAGUGGGGGAACACUUCAGCCACCAAUGUUUAUGUCGGGAAAACCUGCCCCAAAUGAAUGAAUUUAUAAUCUAAUCCUCCCCCGAUGACAGCUGAUUGGCUGCAACUGCAGUGACACAGCACAAUCUCAGAUGUAAAUUGUUAAAAAGAUUAAUGCUCAGCCGGGAGUGGCAACAUGGGAGGAUCUUGUUUAGAACAUUGAGUGUACAAAGAGCAAUACUACAGACGGACCGUGUGCUUUCAAUACUAGUUUCUAGACAUUAGAGGACAACAUUUAGUGAAAUAGAGUGAAGACACAGUUUCAACUCUGUGAACUCGUGAGUGUGGCGGUCUGACUCUGCAGGAUACACACUGGUCACUCCCGGGCCCGCUCUAAAAGAUGAACAAAUUGACUUAAUUUUGUUACUUUUGACUGAUGAUCAUACACCCCCCACACAACUUUUUAUCGCUGUCUCAAUUCAGUCUGUUUUUGAGAAGUUCAUAAGAACAAAACAAAGCUCAUUUACAGUGAGAUAUGAAUUCUCAAACGGUGUAAAUAUAUUUCCUGACGUGUGUAUCACUGUGGCAUCUUGUGAUGACUUAGGAUGGGAAGUGUCCCAUGUUCUGUAUUUUAUGACCACUGACUGUCAAACAACACUGUAAAAGCCUUACUAAUAA